CCAUUCAAAUUAAAGUAAAUUAUGAUUAAUUUUGUGCAAAUUCAUGUGUUUACUUGUCCAUCAUUUCACAAGUUACAAUUGACAUCAUCUUGACAUGAAUCGCAUACUUAGAAUGACGAUUAUAAGAUGAGUACAUUCAAUGCACCUAACCUAUCAUAUCCAACCUAUCUAAGAUGUCAUUUUCAACAUAUCCUACCCAAAAAAAUUCAACCUUUCAUCACUCACUCAACUUCAUAGUGUGUUCUUCAUGUAGAUCAUUACAGAAAAUACUCUUUCCACACUCACAGUACGACUGAUAAUAACAACGUCAAAUAUUUCCUACAGGCAAUUUCCUUUGACUUAGUACGAUGAGUAGGCCAACGGACACGGCCUCCCGUAAUAGGACGGAAACCAACAUGAAUUGGAGUGGUGGGUGAGGGUUAUUUUAUUUACAGUAAUCUGUGUUAACUCUUAUUAAUUAGAUAAAGCGGCUACAUUAUCCAUCUGAAGCUGAUUAAUAAGACAUAUCGAUGGAUCAUCCAUCCAAACCAUUCUCUCGUCCCACCUUUUUUUUAUGUGUGUCAUUGCAUGGGCAGCGCCGUUCGCCUCCCUGCUAAUGUGUCACCACCGACCUGCUCUGGAACUUUUAACGUAGCGACUAAUGCUUAGGACCCCCCUCUCAUCCAUCACUGUCUCUGCGUCAUGCAACUUCUAUAUAAGUGACAGGUUGUUUCUUUCCAGCAAUACAUUUGGCAGCUGGCACUGGAAAGCCAGCUGCACCCUUAGCUCCGCCUCCAUUGCUUCUGCUUCUUCUACUUCCCACUUGCCAAGGACCUUCUUUGUUGCUGUCAUUAGGAACUUACCCUCCGAAUCUCUAAUAACCACUCCAACCCCUGCUCUGUCGUCCCCAUACAAGCCAGCAUCCGUGCAAACAUAUGUGGUUCCCACCGGUGGCUUCUUCUAAGCUUUCCUAAUCAGUUCGGGCUCUCUGUCCACAACGGUUCUCUGCUGCUGAUUCUUCUUGUAAUCUUCCAAAAAGCUUUUUGCGUGGAUUGGAAUCUCCUCUUCGGGUAGUUUAGCUCCAUUGAACAGAUGAGCGUUUCUUUCCUUCCAGAAAUACCAUAUAUAGAAAUACCCACCAAGCCUCCACUUCCUCAUCCUUCCCUUGCUCGAAAACCGACGACACCCAUGAUAGGGUCGAACCAUACAUCUCCCCUCAUCUCAAAAUACUCAGCAACCUCCGUCUUUUGCCAGAUCCACGAUGUCCAGUCGCACUCAACAAAGAAAUGGUAUUGUGUCUCCCGUUGUUUACAGAUGGGACAGCCAUUGCCUCUUCGAGAGUCGUCCGGGUCCACCUGUCGGAAGAAUCUCUCGUCUGAAUUGCCACAAAAAUUGUCACACUUUCUGUGGCACUUCCAAUUGCCAUAGUUUCUGCCAUAAUGAUGUAGUUCCCACCGCCACCACUCCAUGCUGAGCCAUGAAGUCCUUCAACCAUAAAUAAUACCCUUCUCUUAUUGUAUAGUUUCCCUUCUUGCUCGUAUGCCAUAUCAGGGUGUCCACCUCUCCAUUUCCUCUAAGUGGGAUCUGCUUGAUGGCCUUCGCAAUAUCAUUGGGGAAACAGCUCUCCGCAACCUCUUCAUCCCAUGUUCCCGCUUCGGUGGGUGAGGGCUUGUGGCAGCAGAAUUUGGUCUUGGAAGGAAAAAUCAAAAGUUGCUGAAUUAUUAAGAAUUUGGAAUAAAUAAAUAGAAAUAAGUUUUAAUUGUUAUUUGGUCGUAACAUUUAGUUUUAAAUAAGUUUUUAAUUGUUAUUUGGUCGUAACAUUUAGUUUUAAAUAAGUUUUAAUUGUUAUUUGGUUGUAACAUUUAGUUUUAAAUAAUAUAAAAGAGCCUAUCAGUAACUUUACUAACUUGUAACUUCUCACUCCAGUGAUCUGGGUUCUAUUCUUGCAACCUUCAAGUGCUACUGAUUUUUUGUAUUGUUGUGGCCAAUACACAAGGUGGGUCUAGUACCCAAGUAGUUGUUCACUGUCUUCGUCCAUGUUGAUAGGCGGUUUUAGCAGUAUGAAGCGAUUAAACCACGAUUUCAUUACAAAAUAGUCUAUCGCUAAUUAGCUUUUUGGUAUAAUUUUCUGUACGAUUUUAUAAUAUUUGAUUUAGGAUGGACUUACUAUUAUAGCAUUCUAAACAACAAGUUAAGGGUAAUCGAGUGGAACAAAGCCAGGUGACGACAGCUGCUCGGACGGCACCAUUGUUUAAGGCAAAGACUUCUCGUACGUCUUUUUUAAGAUCAACUUGGCUGGAUUGUAUGACGUUGAGCAUAGACUUCAUCGUCGUCUUUCUUUAACAUCAACUCGGCUGAACAAAUGACUUUUCAACAUGGAACUUCAUCUGCGUCUUUCUUUGACACCAAUCAACUUGAUAAUGAUUGAUAUUAUUAUAUUGUUAAUUCACAUGAUCAGCAGCACAUGGAGAAAUAUAAUUUUCUCCAAAACGAUAUAAUAGAUCAAAGUUGGGAGCAGUUUUUCAGUAUUUCAAAUUUUCUGCAAAACGAGAGUGAAAGUAACGAGAGCAAAUUUGUCUUCGCAGUUGGUUAUUUCUUAUUCAUAGUAGAAAGAAUACACCAAUCGUGAGGAUUGAACUACAAUUCUCUUUAAGUGGGAUCUGCUUGAUGGCCUUCGCAAUAUCAUUGGGGAAACAGCUCUCCGCAACCUCUUCAUCCCAUGUUCCCGCUUCGGUGGGUGAGGGCUUGUGGCAGCAGAAUUUGGUCUUGGAAGGAAAAAUCAAAAGUUGCUGAAUUAUUAAGAAUUUGGAAUAAAUAAAUAGAAAUAAG
This is a messenger RNA of Linum trigynum, 2808 nucleotides long. NCBI's taxonomy places the organism in Eukaryota, Viridiplantae, Streptophyta, Magnoliopsida, Malpighiales, Linaceae. The record is from the annotation of a GenBank genome assembly.